AUGGCUCGCACCCGCCCUCUCCCACUCUCCGAUGAGUGGGCGGACCCCUCCGCAUACGUCGAUGCCCUCCUCUCCUUCGCAACCUCUUCCGUGUUGUUCAUGAACCUGUGCGGCGGAGUCCAUAUCCUCGAUUUCCUGACGCGCGAGCCUGAUCUGUAUACGACACUUUUACCAGAAGACUGGAGAUUAUUUUUUGAACAACAUGGUAUCCACGACAUUCUGCACCUGCUGCUGCGAGAGGAUAUCGGCCCGCUACGAGAGACCGACAACACGGACAAUGGCAGGACCUGGAACGGGGGCGCAUUUCCUCCCCAGAGUCUCCUGGAAUACAUCCACAAUGUCCGCCGACUGAGUCUCCGGCGCGAGUUCAACUCCCCGCAUCCCAAGAAGAACGGUGGUUUGCCGCGACACAUCGCUGUGGGCAUGAACCGCAAGAAAUCGCAUGAGGUCGAGAACUUCUCGCGCUAUGUCGCGUCGUUGUCGGAAACUAUCAAUGAACGCCGCGGCGAGCCAGUGUCACAUAUUGUGGAUUUCGGGUCCGGGCAGAACUAUCUGGGGCGCACGCUUGCCAGCUCGCCUUAUCAUAAACAUAUUAUUGCCAUUGAGCGAAAGCACCAGUACAUCAGCGGUGCCAAGGGCAUGGAUGUGCAAGCCAGAUUGGCAAAAAUGGAGAAGAAGACGGUUUAUGUGCACAACCGGAAAAAGUCGUGCGACGAGUGCAACGAGACCCCUGAUGGGUCUUCUGCGAAGAGGGAUGAGACAACCAAGUCAGAAGCGGAAGUACCAGAACCCUCAACGCAUGAUGUGCCACAAGAGUCUGCUGGGAACGAGGAGGAUGUGACCAUGUUCAAAAUGCUGGGUGAAAUCAGUCUCGAACCUGAUGAGCUGCUCGGUUCGGUUACUAAAUACCCGCCGAGACCGAAGGCCGAGAAGCCGGGUAUUGACACCAGAGGCAAGAUAAGCUACAUUGAACACGAAAUCGAAGAUGGGUACUUGGAACCCAUUAUCGAGCAUGUGGUGGAUCCAAAAUCUGCGGUGGUGCAGAAUGGAACAACCGCAGAGGAUGAAGCAUCCUCAGUUACGGUUCAGGCCGACGAACAGAAGAAGGGCGACGCCCGCGUGAUGGUGGUGUCCUUGCAUUCAUGCGGCAACCUCGUCCACCACGGAGUGCGAUCUCUGGUGCUCAACCCGUCAGUGGUGGCCAUUGCGAUGAUCGGCUGCUGCUACAACCUCUUAACCGAGCGUCUCGGCCCAGCCUCAUACAAACUCCCUAUCCUGCGAUCCCUCCAUCCGCGUCUGAGAACCACUGGCACUGCAUACGAUCCUCACGGGUUCCCCAUGUCCAAGUUCUACGAGGAAUACCAACACAACGGCACUAUAGGUAUGAAGCUCAACAUCACCGCCCGUGCAAUGGCCGUACAGGCGCCAUAUAACUGGGGCCGCGAAGACAGCGAAGCCUUUUUCACUCGGCAUUAUUACCGCGCUCUCCUUCAGCGCAUCCUUGUUGACCGCCAGGUCAUCCCCAAACCAGAGAUUCCAAAGGAUCUAUACGCCGAGGAGUCUGACUCGUCCGAGAGGGGCACCACUGCGUUGAUUGUCGGGUCCCUGCGCAAGUCGGCAUUCGAGUCUUUCUCUGCGUACGUUCGCGCCGCGACGAUCAAACUCAGCCGCGACGUGGAACGCGGCGCCAAGGUUCAGGAAGAAAUCGGUGGCAUGUCCGAGGAGGACAUCCAUCGCUAUGAGUUCGAGUACCGGCACACGCAGAAGAAUCUCAGCGUUGUAUGGAGUUUGAUGGCGUUUAGCGCCACGGUUGUCGAGGCGGUUAUUGUUGUUGACCGCUGGCUGUUUCUGCGUGAGCAUGACGCUGUCAAGGAGUGCUGGGUUGAGCCGGUCUUUGAAUACGACGCGAGUCCGCGAAACCUGGCUGUUGUCGGGGUUAAGAAGUGA
Messenger RNA from Penicillium alfredii, 1947 nucleotides. RefSeq lists its product as uncharacterized. The record is from RefSeq and is a predicted model, not a curated record. The transcript has a single exon. Lineage: Eukaryota; Fungi; Ascomycota; Eurotiomycetes; Eurotiales; Aspergillaceae. Bases 1 to 1947 code for a protein of 648 amino acids.